CUGAACAGGUUUAAGCGUUGCAUUUUGGUCAUUUCACUUCUUUGUCUCUUCUUCUUCUUCUUCUUCACCUGUGUGUGAAAGAAAAUGGAAGUUGCAGUUCGAGGCAAUUAGGGCAAAUUUGAAGAAUCUAAGGGACUGUAAUGAUGCAAGGCGGUGACGGUUCGCUGCUUCUUGCUCUCUCUCCUAGCUUCAGCAGCUACUCCUCCGGCAGAUUUGCAGAAAUUGCCGUCCGUGUCGUGGAGGAACUCCGUAAAGAAUCUGAUUCUGAUUCCUAUAUUUUCGACUGGAAACCUGAGGCUGUCUCUUCUCUUCAGAACGGAGCCGAACCGGAAGAAUUCAACCAAGAAUCUCAACACGAUGGAAAUGAAGAAACAGAGACUGUUGCCGGUGGAAACAGAGACGACGAUUUCGAGUUCGAGUUCGCGGUCGUUCCUAGGGAGCCGCAGGCGGUAACAAUCUCAGCCGAGGAUAUCUUCUACAAUGGUCAGAUUAGACCGAUUUAUCCGAUCUCCAACAUGAAUCUGUUAAUGAACGGAUCGAUUGCCGAUAAGAACAGCAACGUUGAUGGCGAGGACAACGACGGAAAUUUGAAGACAGCGAAGCCGAAGAGAGUUCAUCGUCCGUCGCUUGGAAAACUGAUGAGCAAAGAGCGCGAAACGAAUUCUUUCUCGUUGUCAGAGGCCGACGAGCUUGACGGAGUUCUUCCUGGAACGUACUGCGUUUGGUCGCCAAAGGAAUCGCUCGAGAGAUGCAAAAAGAGCAAUUCAGCGGGAUCAUCGAAGCGAUGGAAACUCCGAGAUCUUCUAUACAGAAACAACAGCGACGGAAAGGACAACUUCCUGUUUUUAUCCGCAAGCAAGAGAGUGGAGAAAAUCGCUGAGGUCUCAAAGGCCUGGACAAAGAAAUCGUCGGCAAAGUAAAACCUAGCAGAGUCGCCGCCUCCACCGCCGCCGCCUCCGCCGCGACGGCUGCUACUGUCACUCCGACGGCCGCUGACGAAGGACAACACUUAAAGAAUACGUCGAAAGGAGCGGAUAAGAAGAGUCGAUCAAUAACAACACACAGACAAGAAAUGGUGGAUUUGUUCAUCAAUGUCAAUGGUACGAACAAAAACUCACAUCAAUUCUGAACAUUAUUAGGGUUUGAAACGAGAUUGAUUUGGGGAAGAAGAAAUUGAUGAAAAAGAAAACCUAAUUUGAAAAAAAAAAAAAAAAAAUUAAUUGGUUUUUUUUUCCCUCUGUUAAUUUGGAAUAAUUAAUUUAAUUAAACGACAAUUUUCUACCAAACAGAAAUAGCCAAUAAUAUGUAUGAAUGAGUUGUAAUA
Molecule: messenger RNA, 1324 nt
Organism: Cucurbita moschata (crookneck pumpkin)
Lineage: Eukaryota; Viridiplantae; Streptophyta; Magnoliopsida; Cucurbitales; Cucurbitaceae
Exons: 1
Coding region: 141-920 (259 amino acids)
Source: RefSeq, a predicted model, not a curated record